UCCGUGCGCUCACUGGCUGCUCGGUCUCUCAUGUGUGACAGCCCGCUCAGAGGUCGGACUGCCGGGGACCGAUCACCGGUCAUUAAGAGACGGAAGCUCUCAGUGUGCGGACUCUCCUACCUGCGCCAUCGGAGCCCAUCGCCGGGACCGGGAGAGGUCGGAGGAGACUUUACGCACGGCUCCGCGUCCGUGAAGAGAUGGAAUGCAUUGAAAGGACUCUGUGAAAGUUUGCUUUUCGGACAUGGAGACGCAAACGAAAGGACAAUUAGUCACAAUCAAGUCACCCAUCACCCUCGGCGGGGUUUGAGGUGCAGCGGAGGAUGACACCUGCACCAGGCUGGCGAGGACCGACGCGUUGCUCCAGACUUGGCAUCUUUGAAGAGUAGGUCAAAGCCCCUGCAAGAGCGACUUUCUGUCUGCGAUUCUGCAGACAUAUCAUUAUUCUGCUCGCCGUCCUUACCAGUUGUCCUCUGCAGAAAGAGUGCAUUUGUUGCUCCUGUAUGCCUCCAUUCAUCCACGUUCAGCCUGGACUGCGGCAAAAACACAACAGCGACAGUCAGUCGCCUCGUAUCCGGACCUAACACAGGUGAGCCGAGGAGGACAGACAGCUCAACUUGACCUGUCCUCACUGCUCGCCUCUUCGUGAUGUUUCCCUGUUGAGAAAUCUUCUGGAUAAUAAGGAAUAACAGAGAAGGAACGCCUCCCCCCCCAACCCCCCACCCCUCUACGGCAACCUCUAAGGCAACGUAAUCUCCGGAGCACUGACUCACCAUGGGCACUGUACUAUCCCUCUCGCCUGGCUCCCGUAAAUCAGGCUACUAUGACAACCGCCCCGGCUCGCUCAGCCACUACCCGAGCCUCAGCAGCCGAUCCCUCAACACCCAGAAAGACCGCGGGCUAAAGAGGGGUCAGUCCAUCUUCCUGCCGGCGCUCACGUGGAAGCGGCUGGUGGCCUCCACGAAGAAGAAGGGCAACUCGAAGAAGGGCUCCGGCGGUCCCGUGACCCUCGGGGACCCUCUGAACAACAACAACAGCAUCAACAUCUACCAGAAGGACCCUGUGCUGCACCUCAACCGCGAGAAUGUGAAGAAGUCCCUGUCAUGUGCCAACCUGUCCAGCUACGAGGGCCCAGCGGGACUGGGUCUGGGGCUCGGCUACGGACUGGGGAUGGGCCAGGGCCACGGAUACGGCUACAGCAAAUCCCAGCAGCUCUCCUCGGCGAAGAAAGCCCCCCAGGGGACGGCGGCCACGUCCCCGAAGCGCGUCAUCGUGCAGGCCUCCACCAGCGAGCUCCUGCGCUGCCUGGGCGAGUUCCUGUGCUGCCGCUGCUACCGCCUGAAGCACCUGUCUCCGGCCGACCCGGUGCUCUGGCUGCGGGCCGUGGACCGCUCGCUGCUGCUGCAGGGCUGGCAGGACCAGGCCUUCGUCACGCCGGCCAACGUCGUCUUCGUCUACAUGCUGUGCCGGGACGUGGUGGACGGGGACCUGGUGGCAUCGGAGCACGAGCUGCAGGCCAUCCUGCUCACCUGCCUCUACCUGUCCUACUCCUACAUGGGCAACGAGAUCUCGUACCCGCUCAAGCCGUUCCUGGUGGAGGCGGGGAAGGAGGCCUUCUGGGACCGCUGCCUCGCCAUCAUCGACGCCACCAGCUCUAAGAUGCUGCGCAUCAACGCGGACCCGCACUUUUUCACGCAGGUGUUCGCUGAACUGAAGAGCGAGGGCGGCUGUGGCCCUCAGGACUAUAGCCGGGUGCUGGAUCGGUGAGACGAGGCCCGGGCGCCCAUCCUCGCAUGCCUUUUUGUACGCCCAUGCACACGUACACUUACCCCCCAGACACACACACAUCCGUCUCCUACAGAAUCCUCUCCUGUUUUUUUUCGGCCUAUAUUAAAUUACGUAGAUGUGUUUAAUCGUCCCGUGUGUGUCCCUUCCAUCCGCUGAGAGUUGGCUAACAGAGGUCGGUUUGGUCUGAGUUUUCUUUAACCGAGGAGCCAUUUGGUCCACCUGUCCCAUCUGACCCCCCUGUUUCUAAGUCCAAGUCGUCCCAGCUGCUGCUCUGCAUCUUCACAGCCGGCGUCUUCUACCCUGGCAUCUAUCUUAAGAGGAUGCCGCCACCACCCCGCAUCUAACCCGGUCAUUCUGAACGUUUUCUUCUCAUCAGAGACAGUUGACGAUUAAACCGAGGCUCAGACAAUACCCAGACCCGCGGCUCGUGUGUUUUCCUGGACGGAACAGGUCUUGACACCCACUGCUGGUCGAGUCAGACUGACGGGAACAGCUGAGAGGGUUUCACGUUUAGGCCCCUGCUGUGUAAUCGAAAAAAGCAAAAGGAACGGGCUUCCGUGCCGGAGCCUUUUUUGAGGGUCGCCUGGCCUGAGGGGACAGAUCCUAUUUGUGUCUUAUUUAAUCUGAGGAGAGUCUCCGGGUGGAAGCAGAAAGUGGAUUUCAUGACGAGCGUUUUGCGUAUGUGCGUGCGUGUAUGUGUGCGUGGCAGUCGUGGAGUGGACGGCCGCCAGGGUCAUCAGCUGUUUCCCCCCCGUCCUUUGUUCCCUGCAUCUUGUUGACAGGGCACCCACGGCCGUGGCAUUAAUGAGAUUAGCAGAUUACUAAAGCCCCUCCCCUCUCUCAACCUCUGCCCCCUUCUUGUCCACCAGCCUGCAGAGCCUCGGCGUCUAAUCCAGGCCAGGCAGGACCGGACAGGACCGUAAACACACACACGCACACACACAUGUGUGUGGACUAAAUGCAUUCAAAUGUCCUCGCUGUGUGCGCUUUCUUCUCCUCCGCCGCAUGAAUUAAACGCUGUGUGACAACAUGCGUGUAGCUCCAGGUUUCAAAAAGCCACUCAGGCAGGAAUGACAACACGAGUGUGAGUUGUGGUUGAAGGAGGAGAAGGAGGGGGAGGUGGGGGAGGAGGAGGAAGAGAGGGGGGCGGGCGGCGGCUUUGUUUUGUUGCUGCUUCUGAACUCGUCCUACUUUCCCAUCAGUCACCUGCGCAUCCUCAUCCGAGUCUCGCGUCCGUCCCUCAGCUCCGGUCUCUCGCUUAAAUUACUCCCCCGGAUGAACCGUUGGCAUUUGUGCUUCAGUGGCUUUAAUCUCUAUUCCCUGAGUGUUCGGCGUUUGUGCACGGGGGGGUCACAGAUGAGCCAGCGUUUUUAGUUGUACGUCUUUAGGGAUUUCAUUUUUUUUUUUCUUUUUUCUUUUCUUUUUUAGAGCUCAUCAGUUUAAUACGAUUAUCAACAGGAUUUCAGAUCCCUAGACAUCCAGAGGUUUAGUUCCCGUCUACUGUUUGCACAUACGAAGGUCAUCCUGUAAUGCAGGAAGCUCCAGUAAAUUCAAGUCGAGCACAAAUUAGCAGCCGAGAGUCGCCAUUUAAAUCUUUUAAAUCUUCUUUAAAUAAUUUUAGCCGAUUUCUGAUCGCGUUUGGGGUAAAAAUAUAAAGUUUGCCCAAAGUUUUGAACUUAUACCCCCUUAAAACGUGGGUGUAAGGUUAAAACCAUCAAGAAAGACGGCCAUGAUUAAAUAGUUUUCUGCUUUCCUUCUCUUUGACUCAUCUGAGGACCCUUUAAGUUGAACCUUUGCCACUUUUUUUUGGCUCCUUAACCUAAGGUCGAGCCUGCAAAAAAUGAAUUUGGAGAAAGCAAAAAAAAAAUUGCUUGCAUCUUAUAUUUUGUUCAGCGACAAGAACUUUGUGCUCAUUUUAAGAAUCGUUGUAAAGUAAAAUACAAGAUGAUUUGAUUGAAUACAAGAAUAUUUUUGAUUCUUUCUAGUGAUGCUCUUUUUGCAGUGUGCAGGAAGCUGUUUCAAACUCAAUUCGGUGACAAUUACUAAAAAGCUUUAAUCUAGAACCAGGCCUCUCGGGUGCCUGUGGUGCUCCGCCCUCGUCCUCCGGUCACUUUGCUGUGAUGCUAUGUUAUCAUAUGUCGUCAUAUGAUAAAGAUUUGACCUUUCCACGCACGUGGCACGCGGGCGCACUGCGCCACGCAUCCUCCUCCUCGGGUAAUCCAGCCCUAAUCCUCUCACCCAAUCAAACAGAGAGCGGGAGCGCGGGAUGAAAACGCGGCGCAAUAAGUAAACGUGUCGGAAUCUGAUCAUAUCCGAUGCAAAACAAACUCGCCGCCCUGGGGUUGUGGGGUUGGUGUGGGGGGGGUUGAGUCCGCCUCCCCCGCCUCCUCCGAGGGAUCUCGCAUGAGCUCACACCAGUCGGCCCCCGAGAGAAGCGACUGAAGGCGGUGAGUCACCGCUCGGAGAGCAGGGAAUCGAAACGCCGCUGCCUCUUUCUCUCCUUCUUUCUCUGGGGGCUCAGACCGGCGGCCAUUUUGUUGUGGUCUGCGGUUGUUGUGGUCAAUGCAGCUCUCUCUUUCUCCGUCCCUGUCCCGCUUGGCCUGGCCCCGGCUUUGACAAGGACACUUGUGUCUUGACUCCCUCCCUCCCUCCCCCCGUUUCCACACACACUCAGCUGUUGUUCCCUCCAUUAGAUUUGACACCCCACACCCGCCGGCCAUUGUCAGGACGAGGAGAGGACAGAAUGGGGCUGUUUGUUGGCAUCGGGGAGGUUGUGUGGUUUGUGUGUGAAUGCAGGCCAAAGUUAAGGACAACAUCUGCUUCCACCGCGCUCCUCCGCGCAGACCUUAAUCAAAGCAUCAGCUCACGCACAGAUAAGGAAAAAUCAGACCGUCCUUUAUACCCGCACACUUUAGCCACGUUCACGUUUAUUUCGCUCUAAUUUAAUGUAAUGCAAUUUGUCGACUUUGACACAGUUUGACCAGAAGGCAUCUGUCCCCUCAUUCCUACGAUCCGCAUCGUGGAGCCGCUCCUCCAAUCGUCGGCCUCCGAGCCAAUUAACUCUCCUCUCAGCUGGAGCUCUAAUUCUGUUCAUCCAAUCAAAGCCCUCGACUCUCAGAGCUCUGUGGAUCGUUUGUGUUGAAAACGACUGGUUCCAGAUGUUACGUUUCAGCUUGGGCCUGGACUCUUCACUGGGGAGUGGCACUGAGAAUAUUUCAGGGUGGGGGGGCUUUACUCCGGCUCUGAUUUGGAUAUUUGUGCGAACAAUGUGAUAAAAGACUUAAAGGAGAAGACUGGUGUUGCCUUGUACGUUUCUUCCUGUCAACAAACGCCUUGUUUCAGACCGUACUUUUGUCAGCUCUGUCGUAGGCCACUGUUACGAAUGUACACCUUCAACUCUUAACAAGGUUUUCCUUAAAGAACUUGGGCACUGUAGUUUUUUUUUUUUUAAAGCAAAAAGACAGAAAAUGCUGAAUCUGUAGGGGACUAUUUUCAGCUGCGGAUGAACACACGUUUAAUUCUUAGCAGCAAAACUUUGUUUUUGGACAAAGAAAUGUUGGUUUUUACGUGAUUUGUUGGCAACAAGAAAUGUAUGACUGCACCACCAGUUGUCUUUUAAGUCGCCACAGCUCUGUGAGUUGUGUUAUUUCAGUAUGCUGCUGCUGCUGCUGCUGCUGCUGCUGCUGCUGUAGGUUGGUGUGAACUUUCAAUGGCGCACCUUAGACUGAGGAUGUAAAUAUGUCGGAGGGUGUGUGUGUGUAAAAAAAAAAAAAAGAGUUGUUAAGAAUGAAAAAACAAAAAGAACAAAAAGAAAUAGUCUUGCUGUGUAGUAGCAUGCAUGCCAGCCGGGUAGCUUCUAGACUUUUUCUUUCUUUUUUUUUACCUCUGCUUUUUAGUUGUUUUUAUAUAUAUAUAUGUGUGAUUAAAACUGGAUCUUAUUGGAUGAUUCCUUUAUAGGAAACAAGAUGUCAACAGUGUUAAAGUCUCUUAUGGCUGCAGGUUUAACUACCAUCUCUAGUCCAUGUUUAGAAACAAUAGAGACGAAAAGAAAAUAUGAAAUAACAAAAGCAUGUAAAUUCAUGUGACACAACUCUUUUAUUCCGAACUUUCCUCCAGUCGCCAAAAUUAAUUUAUCACGUUCUUAAGUUGUUUUGUUGUUUUUGUUUUCUUUUUAAAUCUGAGCCUGAUUCGUAGCCAAACUACUGCAACGAGAAACUCACUGCCUUCACAGAUUCACAGCACACGCGUACAUAAACGAUGGCUAUCGGUGGCUUUUCCCUCAUCAAUGCACCAGCUGGCGACACAAAGGAGGCCAUUGUACGCGUUAGCGUUAGUCGCAGGCAGCUCCGGCUCCGACCGCAGCCUCAGCCUCGGCCUCGGCCUCGGACGCGGAUGAAACACUUCAGAGUCACCUCCAAGCCGUCGUUGUGCCAGCACUGGACAGAUGUUAGCACACAGAUAAAUAUACAACUGUCCAGCUCCUCCCUCCUCCUCCUCCUCCUCCUCCCUCCUCCUCCUCGUUACCAUGGUUACCUUUCCUAGGCCUUCAUUGUGAGUGUCACACCGAUAUGAAGCAGCACAUCACCUCGAGUGACUUUUGUAAAGCCACUGAAUUGAGUUAAAAAAAAAUAAAAAAUAAUAAUGAAUAAAUAAAUAAAAUACUGUGUGUUGAUGGGGAAAACUUGAAGAAAAACAAAUGUGACUGUUUCAUUUUUUUUUCAUGUUUUUUGUUUUCCUUUUUAUCAUGAUGAUGAUGAUGAUGUUUACUAUAUUGAUUAUUUAAUAAAGUAUUGAGCUGAAGUCCA
Molecule: messenger RNA, 6590 nt
Organism: Mugil cephalus (flathead mullet)
Lineage: Eukaryota; Metazoa; Chordata; Actinopteri; Mugiliformes; Mugilidae
Exons: 2
Coding region: 772-1764 (330 amino acids)
Biological process (GO): activation of protein kinase activity; positive regulation of cyclin-dependent protein serine/threonine kinase activity; brain development
Cellular component (GO): protein kinase 5 complex; cytoplasm
Molecular function (GO): cyclin-dependent protein serine/threonine kinase activator activity; protein kinase binding
Source: RefSeq, a predicted model, not a curated record